GUCCGGCGGGGUUCCCGCCUCGGGCCGCCGGGGAGCCCACGUCGGCGUCGGGGGCGCCCCCUGGAGGAUUUGGGGAGGGGGAAGGAAGAAGAGACUAUUAUUGAGUUGGAUGAUGUCGGGGGUGCGGGAAGUGUGUGGACAAGCAGGCGUCGGCAAAAUGGGUUCAGAGAGUAGUUAUUGAAAUGGAGAAUAUUCAUUGGAUCAAUUUCAAGACAAAUAUUCCAAGUCAGACUGGCUGCUGCCGAGCAAAUUUUUAACGAAGGAAAACAUCCAUAUACUGAAAUCGGACUUUAAGAAGGAAAUCCUAAAAAUAUAUUUAUACUGUGAAAUCUAGAAAAAUGGAGUCACGAAUCGCACUGAACCAAAAAACGUCCAGCAUUUUCUUCAGUUACAGGCAAAAUGAAUAUUCCCAUGCUGCUCCAACAUCCUCACCGGGACUUCCUUAAAGUCCUUUUAAGAACACUUUUCCGACGUUACCACUUCAUCGUACCCUCAAGUACUCACCUCAGGUCAGGAAUCCCAUGUGCUCAGCCAGUCAGUGCUCUCGGACUCCAUCAUGCAAAGUGGAUGCUGCCGUCACAUGGUUUAACGAGAACAUUAUGUCUACAAACAACCUUAAAGGAACAAACAGAAGGACUUUCUGAUAAAGAACAAAAGCUUGUGGCUGAGCUUUAUACUGGUUUAAUCCAAGGGCAAAGGGCCUGCUUGGCAGAGGCCAUAACUCUUAUAGAAUCAACUCACAACAGGAAGAAAGAGUUAGCCCAGGUGCUUCUUCAGAAAGUGUUGGUCCACCACAGAGAACAAGAAAAAUUAAAAGGAAAACCACUAGCAUUUCGAGUGGGAUUGUCUGGGCCUCCUGGUGCUGGGAAAUCAACCUUUAUAGAAUAUUUUGGAAAAAUGCUUACUGAGAGAGGUCACAAAUUAUCUGUGCUGGCUGUGGACCCUUCUUCUUGUACUAGUGGUGGAUCACUCUUAGGUGAUAAAACCCGAAUGACUGAGUUAUCAAGAGAUAUGAAUGCGUACAUCAGGCCAUCUCCUACUAGAGGUACUUUAGGAGGUGUGACAAGGACCACAAACGAAGCUAUUCUGUUGUGCGAAGGAGCCGGAUAUGACAUAAUUCUUAUUGAAACCGUGGGUGUGGGGCAGUCGGAGUUUGCCGUUGCUGACAUGGUUGACAUGUUUGUUUUACUACUGCCACCAGCAGGAGGAGAUGAAUUGCAGGGUAUUAAAAGAGGUAUAAUUGAGAUGGCAGAUCUGGUCGCUAUAACCAAAUCUGAUGGAGACUUGGUCGUGCCAGCUCGAAGGAUACAAGCAGAGUAUGUGAGCGCGCUGAAAUUACUCCGCAGGCGUUCAGGAGUCUGGAGACCAAAGGUAAUUCGUAUUUCUGCCAGAAGUGGAGAGGGGAUCACUGAAAUGUGGGAUACAAUGAAAGAAUUCCAGGAUGUGAUGCUUGCCAGUGGGGAGCUGACUGCCAAGCGACAGAAGCAGCAGAGAGUUUGGAUGUGGAACCUCAUUCAGGAAAAUGUGGUAGAACAUUUCAGGACCCACCCCACAGUCCGGAAACGGAUUCCUCUCCUGGAAGAAAGCGUUCUCAGUGGGGCCCUGUCCCCAGGCCUAGCGGCAGACCUGUUGUUGAAAGCUUUUAAAAGCAGAGACUAAUGAAGUGCAUCCUAUCCAAUAACUUUAUAUAUCUUUUCAUAUACAUAAAGUUAUUGGGUAGGAUGCACUUCAUUUUAAUAAAGUAUUUUAAUAUUAAAAGUCACUUGUGUGCUUAUAUUUUCAGUAGUUCUCUUGUGGUGCCCUCGGCCUCCUUAUCUGUGAACUGCGCUUGGAAAGUGGAAGAGCGUUAGAUAUGGAUGGCAGAGGUCAGGCAGUCAGCAGCAUUUGUAAGGUAACUGCUGUACGUUACUCAGCUCCAUUGCUUUCUGUUCUUAUACGUGGUGGACUGUAGGAUGGUGUCUUCUCGUCAGUCACGAGCAGAGAAAGCUGAGGAGGACAGAAAAAGACCAUGUACCUUAAAACGCUUUCUUUGAUUCUCUAUUCUCUGAGUUUCCAGAGAAAAUGUAAGCAAGAGUGACCACAUUUUUGAAGUCUUACUUGAGGCUAGAAUAAUACACAGUGGGUUUCUAAGAGCUGAAAAUCGUGAUCGACAUUUAGUAUGCCAGACUACCUAGGAAUUCCUGAAAUGGCCGUGUCCACGAGUAACAAAACAGUUGGAAUGUGUAGGGAUGUGAACACAGUUUUACAGUCUGUCGUCUAGACUUGCGGACUCCCCAUGGUAGGUAGGAGAGCCCAAAGGGAACUGGGGAAGUCAGCCACAAAUAAUGUGGGUUGUAAUCAAAGGUGUUUGCUUCUCUUCCUUCUUGGCCAUUUGACUUCAUAUU
This is a messenger RNA of Balaenoptera musculus (blue whale), 2384 nucleotides long. It is a transcript of the gene MMAA, whose product is annotated as metabolism of cobalamin associated A. Bases 400 to 1659 code for a protein of 419 amino acids. Gene Ontology annotation, molecular function: GTP binding; GTPase activity. Gene Ontology annotation, cellular component: cytoplasm. The record is from RefSeq and is a predicted model, not a curated record. Lineage: Eukaryota; Metazoa; Chordata; Mammalia; Artiodactyla; Balaenopteridae. The transcript has 8 exons.